AUGAAGGGGAAAUUCAACCUCCAGCCACUUAGUUCCAUUGGGACGAGCCCCUUAGUUCAGAGGCAUCAAAUCGCGAAUGGGUCUUUCAAGAAUGGUACUUUUGUUGAGCUAGAGAACAUGAUGCUUGAGAGGAAGACCGGAUGUGGUGUGAGGGUUGAACCACACCUUCGAAGUAGGCACAAGAAGCUGAAGAAGGACUUCCAUGUUGUACACCUGAUUCGUAAUCAGAGUGAUUGUGGGUUGAAUGAUGUAAUGAAGACCCCAACGCUGGAUGAUGACGUGUUUGAUGCUCUGAUAAAGAUGUUUCCUAAUUGCAAAAAUAUGAACCGAAACCAUUUCCAUACUAUGAUGAACUGUUGA
Linum trigynum is the source of this 360-nucleotide messenger RNA. Lineage: Eukaryota; Viridiplantae; Streptophyta; Magnoliopsida; Malpighiales; Linaceae. The record is from the annotation of a GenBank genome assembly.